This is a messenger RNA of Sparassis crispa, 1725 nucleotides long. RefSeq lists its product as hypothetical. The transcript is spliced from 5 exons. NCBI's taxonomy places the organism in Eukaryota, Fungi, Basidiomycota, Agaricomycetes, Polyporales, Sparassidaceae. The coding region runs from base 1 to 1725 and encodes 574 amino acids. The record is from RefSeq and is a predicted model, not a curated record.
AUGGCCAAGGAUGACGAUUAUCCCGAUCUGACUGAAGGUGAAGGUGGGGCUGAUCCCGCUGCUGUGGACGACGAUGACGUAGAGCCAUUCUCGGUGGAGGAAGAUGCAGCUGAUGUGCGAAAGAAGAUGAUGGGGCAGAAGUGGUCUUUGCGAAAGACUGCGCACUGGGCAUGGCGAGAGGAGCUGUUGGAAAGGGUUGGCCAGGAGCAUCCUGAUGCGAAGGAUCAAGUUGAGAAAUUGGUCUGGUAUACCAAGGCAUUUGUAGAUAAAUGGCAUGACCUGACUGACGAGGAGCAAGAUGAACUGAAAGUGCUUGCUGCGAAGAAGACGGAGGAGUCGCAGAUGGAUCGAGCUGGGCAAAUUGCCUAUGCUCAAAAGCAUCUUGGCAGGAUGGGUGAAGACUUCAUCCAGACUGUGGAGACAAAGAUGGGAGGAAAGGUUCUCAUCCUCCUGGCCUUGCCGACAGAGAAGCCCAUGCAGAUUUGGUGCACCAAGCUUCAGUCACCUGAUACUGGUGACUUUCUGAAGUUCACCAACUCUGUCGAUGACUGGCAGAAAGAUUUGUGGAAGAAGUGGGGGAUGUGGGCAAUGAAUGUUAUGAUUCCUGAUGAGCUUAAGGAUAAUGAUGCUGAAGAAGAGGAUGAAAUCGCACUCACCGACGUGCAGCACGAGAUCGAUGAUGAUGGCAAUGCCAUCAUUCCUGCAUUUGAGGAGACGUGGAAGCUGACUCAGAAGUGUCAUUUGGUCCGGGCCAUUGUGACUCACCAGCAUCGAAAGAUUGUUGAUUCCAAGCACAGCGUGGUCUUUGCCGAACCUUGGAACAUCGGUGUUGACAACAUCGAUUUGCUCCUCAAGCACUGGGCGAAUCGACAGGCUAUUGGCUCAGUUGCUUUCCAAUUUCUUGUAGCAGCUGGUGGAGGUGAUGCCGUGAAGCCCAGGGGAAAAAAGCAGAAAGACGUCACUGAUAUGAAUGUUGGCGAUUCGGCAGAUGAAGGGGACCAGGACGACAACGAUAAUGAGGUGGAGGUCGGAGUCAAUUGUCACACGAAGGGCAAAGGCAAGCAGCCUGCCAUGAGGACGAAGCAUGUUCCCCCACAUUCUGAGGAGGAGUUCGACUUGGAUAAUGUUUCUAGCGGCGAGGAUGACUCAGUGGGGGUAAAGACGAAGGCUGCGAUGAACAAGGCCAAGUCGACGCACACCGCCAAUACUGCCUAUGAUGAGGAGGGAUGGCAGCCAUUUUCUGCACAGGAUCUUGUCAAUGUUCCUCGGACGGGAGACGCGAGUUCAUCUGGAGUUGCUGGUGCUCCGGCAGCAAUUGCACAUGCAAGGAAACUUUAUCCGAGGAUCGCCAAUCACCCGGAAGAUAUUAUUCUGUGGCCCAGGUCAAUGAUGGUUGAUGCCGACUGGUAUGAGCACGAUGUUAGCAGAAUUGUGAUCCCUCUGCCAGCAUUUUCACUUCCAGAUCCCGCUGAAAAUGAUGCGGCAGAGCUAGAGUGGGUUGACUGCCAGAAGGCGAUUUUACUGACAAUGUCUGCCCGAUUCCAAGGCUUCAGGAUACUCGACCUCGAACAUAUCGUUCAGCGACCAUCAAUGGCACGGUUGGAUAAUCCGGGACGUUUCACUCCGCGGUUGCUGGCUGACGACACCGCUGCUAUUCCUGAAGAAUAUGUAAAGGUGUGGAAAUAUGAGCCUGGAGUAUGGCAAGCUAUCAAGCAUCCUCUUUGA